Molecule: messenger RNA, 2393 nt
Organism: Lingula anatina
Lineage: Eukaryota; Metazoa; Brachiopoda; Lingulata; Lingulida; Lingulidae
Source: RefSeq, a predicted model, not a curated record
UCAGCAAAAUAAUGUAAUUAAAUACAACUAUGAGUAAUGUAUUUAAACUACGGCCGUAUAUGCGAUGGCCAUGUGGGAUUAUAAUUGCAUACCUUGAUGCAAAACAGUCUAUCGUUUCUCCUACCGCGAGUCCCUUUAAUUAAUGUAUUAUAUUACUCUUUACCCUUUUUAUUUGACACUGUCUCUGUUUCUCUCCCCUUUUCCUUUCUCUUGUAAGAAGGAGGGCAAAUAAUUAAGCAUUCAAAAUAUGCAUCACCAAUCUUCAGAAAAGAAUGAGUGAAUGAACCAUUGGGCUGGCCCACAACGUCCGACACAGCAGAAUAAAUUAAAUAACAGCUUUCACAGAUUUAACUGCAGUUAGCUGUAUAGCGUCACUAUAUAGGACUUGCAUUAUUCGUCUCGUUUUCGAUAUUGCGCGCAAUGCAUUGUGGGUAAAGUGGGACCCAACUUGAGUAGCCGCCAUUUCUGUACACAGAAGUAAAAUGCCUCUCGGCGGUUCUAUGUGUUGUGUGCCUGGCUGUUUCAACAAUACGAAGCGAGAUCGAAAUUUUUCAUUUUAUGCUUUUCCCAAGGACCCAAAAGAGAGAGGUAUAUGGAUUGACAAUAUUGGACGAGCGGGAAAUACAGGCAAAUUUAGUAAGUUCGAGCCCGCCAAGCAUCACCGUGUGUGUAGUGCUCAUUUUGAAGGAGGAAAGAAAUCGUAUUUGGGAGGUAGACCAACUAUAUUUCCACUCAAGGAAUCGAAGGUUAGUAAGCCCAGAAGAAACCUUAUUAGACAUUUAACAGUUGAUAACUCUGAGACAAAUUCAAGUGAACCUGGCGGCGAGUGGGACUGGAAGUUGAACAGCGAGGACGAAAAUGGCUUCUCAAACACAGAUCACGAUGCCUACUGCAUUGUAUCAGAUGUUAGCUCAGAUGCGCUUUUAACGACAGUUAAGGAAAAACAACAUAUUAUUUUCAGUAUGGAACAGAAAAUUCAAUCUUUAGAACUUGAACUUUCAGAAACAAGAGUGGAAUUACAACGAGCAAAAAAAGAUGCACAAAGAAAAACUGUGACAGAGGAAAAAUACAUGAAAAUGCAGGAACAACUGUCCAAAGCACAAGAGGAAGCUGACAAACACAUUUUCAGCAUAAAGUCUAUGCAAAACAAACCUGAAAUGGUUAAAUUUUACACUGGUUUUGAAACUUACGAGGAAUUUAAAAAUUUUCAUGACUUUUUAUACCCUGACAUUACCUCAAUGCAGUAUUGGGGCACGGAUCUUUCAAAUCCUGAGGAGAGGCAACAAAGAAGACCCAGAACACUGAGCACAGAGGAUGAGCUAUUCCUUGUGUUAUGCAGGUUGAGAGUGGGUCUGCUUGAAGAAGAUCUAGCAUACAGGUUUGGUGUGCACACAACUACAGUGUCACGGAUUUGCAAAACCUACUUUGAGCUAUUAUACUUUCGCUUUCGACAAAUGCCCAUUUGGCCAUCUAGAGAGAUAAUAGACCAAACAAUGCCAGAGUGCUUCAAGCAAGAAUAUCCCUCUACUCGUGUAGUACUUGACUGCACUGAAUUGUUUAUUGAAACACCAAACCAGUGUGACGUCUCUGGACAGACAUAUUCAAAUUAUAAGAGUCACAAUACUGCAAAGGGGCUUUUGGGGAUAGCUCCCAAUGGAUUCAUUACUUUUGUGACAGAUUUGGUUCCAGGUCGUAUGUCUGACAAAGAUAUUACAGAGAAUAGUGGUCUUUUGGAUCUCCUAGAGGAAGGGGACUCUGUUAUGGCAGAUAGAGGGUUUCUCAUUGAUGAAUAUCUUGCUGAAAAAAAAAUAGGAUUGAACAUACCACCUUUCAUGUCUGGCAAACCCCAACUUAGCCCUGGAGAAGAGGAUGAAACUAGGAGUAUUGCCAAGGUACGGAUCCAUGUUGAACGUGUUAUCGGGAGAGUGAAGAACUAUCGGAUUUUGAAAUAUGUAUUUCCAAACUCUAUGGCCAGCGACUUGAACAAAAUAUGGGUUAUAUGCUGUUAUUUGGUAAACCUUUGUGUGGAGCCCAUUGUAUCAUAAUUACUAUUCCUUUCUAUGGCAUGAUUAUUUAAGAACUAAACGGAGUAGUUGAUUGGAAAAAUACAAGAUGGACAGUGACUGUAAAAACAAUGGCAUGAAAUAAUAUUGUGAAACUUUGGUUUGAUUUCACAGCAAGGUUAAACCAGGUUUAAACCCGACUGUGAAGGAGUACUGAAUCGUAUAUUUCUUCUGCAAAUUAAAAAGAAAGAAAAGAAAACAAUUUUACCAAAUAUCACAAAUUUUAUUAUCACAAUGCUUUGAGCAUAUCUAGAAAAUUUCUGAAAAACAUGAAAUAUUGUAAGGCACCUUGGAAAGAUAUUUUAAGGCAACAUCAUUAUGCAAAAUAAA